CAAGAUUCUGCUACGCCUAAUGGCGGAAACCCCAUUAUACAGGAGAAUUAUGACAUCUGCCAUGGAGCAAGCCCGGAGGUCUGCAGCAGCAAUAUGCUUGCCCGUCAUCCAGGGUAUGCUGCGUUGUUGUAUUGCACACUGGGAUACUUGUAAGAAUACUUCGCAGCAAGCAUAUCCAAAGGAGCUGGAAGAGGCAAUCUGGGUCGCACAACUUGCCGAAAAGACCGGACUUAUCCCUGCGCCUAUCAAUCAGGCCGUUGUGCUCUUUCCAUUGAUCUACUCUAAGGACAUAGGUUUACUACUGGAGCAAUGUUAUUAUAUACUGCUUGUAAGAAAUGCAGAUGUACUCCAGCACCCACAACCGCAGCGACUUCCUCCAUUACCACAGGACAGUCUCGAGGUCCUUCUGAUUACCCGGCUAAUUUUUAAGCACGCUGAACGAACUGUUCAUCUAUUACCUCUGUUUACGACAUAGCCAUCAACAGAUAGAUCACCACUGAACCCUGAAGGGUUGCAUCACAAAUAAAAUUAAAGAGGGAAAGGAGAG
This is a messenger RNA of Lobosporangium transversale, 547 nucleotides long. RefSeq lists its product as hypothetical. NCBI's taxonomy places the organism in Eukaryota, Fungi, Mortierellomycota, Mortierellomycetes, Mortierellales, Mortierellaceae. The transcript is spliced from 3 exons. The record is from RefSeq and is a predicted model, not a curated record. Bases 20 to 475 code for a protein of 151 amino acids.